GUAGCCUAAGGGAGUGCGGACCCGGGUGUGGAGGAUAUAUCUGUGGAUCACAUAUCGUAGAAGCUGUGCGGAUCAGUUAGAAUGGUCAGAUUAAACGUGCGAGAGGCGAAACACAUGAACGGCAAAAAUCAAUGCGCUUGGUAAAAAUCCCACUUACCCCUCGCACUGCGAAACACGUCGCCAGCUCCGUCGCCAUGGUAUACGGCAUCGGCAACCACACCGAGACUCUCAACGCGCUCUUCCUCCUCAGCACUCCCACCAACACCCACUCCAGCCCUCCCUGCAACGCAAUCCCCCCGAGCAGAUUCCCCGCCGCCACCGCCCCCACCAUCGCGAUGCCCACCGCCCCCCCAAUCCCUUGCGCCGCCGGCAACGCCUCCUUCCCCCCCCUCUUCACCGCGCUCGCCACCCCCGGCAACAACACAUCCACUGCCAUCGCCGCGCACGCGGGCAGCACGAAGCACGCGCAGCGCACGAGCAGGGUGCCGGCCAGCUCGAUGGCGAGGGGCUGGUGGACGAGGGCAAUACCCCACCAGUUGGCGGAGAGGAGGAGGAGGUUGAAUUGGGUGGACCAGGAGGAGAGGAAGGGGAGGAGGAGGAGGGAGAGGGAGGGGAGGAGGAGGUGGUGGGUGAGGAGGAGGGUGGAGAAGAGGAGGGAGAGGGUGGUGAGGGUGCCGGUGAGGGUGGUGGAGAGGAGGGCGAGGGGGGAGGGGCUGCUGGGGCGGAGGGAGAGCGGCAUGGUUUGGUUCGGGGUCGGCGGUGGUGUGGAGGGCGAUACCUGUCGAGGUUGGUCGCGAGCGGGUUAAGGUCGUGGAUGGAGGAUGCGCCGCGGUCGCGAGUGGGUGUACGACGCUAGGGUUGCUCUGAGCUAGAUCAUGGAAUUAAAGCCCAUCAAGGUAUAUACAAGAAGGGUGAA
Eremomyces bilateralis CBS 781.70 is the source of this 916-nucleotide messenger RNA. RefSeq lists its product as uncharacterized. The record is from RefSeq and is a predicted model, not a curated record. Bases 132 to 806 code for a protein of 224 amino acids. The transcript has a single exon. NCBI's taxonomy places the organism in Eukaryota, Fungi, Ascomycota, Dothideomycetes, Eremomycetales, Eremomycetaceae.